CUACGAUGUCACGGAUUGGCUUAAUUUAUAUACCACGUGAGCGGUAUAUUGAGCAUCUAGAAGUAAAAGGCGGCCGGACGACCUACAUAGCACAAAGAAGGAUCAAGUAAACAUCAAAUUUUGAACUCCAAAUAGACAGAAAAUGGGUCGCGCAAAGGUUGAUGGAAGGCCAGGUGGAAAGAAAGCCAAGGACCCUAACAAGCCAAAAAGAGCAACAUCUGCAUACUUCUAUUAUCUUGCAUUUUGUCGAGAAGAGGCAAAGAAACAGGGCAGAUCGAUAUCAAAGAUUGCAGAAUUCACAAAGGAAGCAUCUGAGAAAUGGCGAAAUCUAAAUGGUAAAGAAAAACAAGUAUUUGAUAACAAGGCUGCAGCAGAUAAGGCGAGAUAUGACCGAGAGAUGCAACAGUAUGGAGGUGGCAGAGGUAAACAAACAAAGGAUCCAAAUGCACCAAAGAAGCCCUUGACUGGCUAUUUCCUUUUCUUGGCAGACUUCAGGGAACGUCAUAGAGGAAAGGAUAUUGCAAACAAAGAUUUACUGAAAAUGGCUGGUGAAGAAUGGCGGGAGAUGGACGAUUCAGAAAAAAUGCCCUAUGAGAAGAAAAGUCAGGAGGGACAGAAAACAUAUGAAGUACAGAUGGCAGCAUAUAGAAAAGGUGGAGCUUCAGCAAAUGGAGGUGGAGCAAGUGUAGAAGAUGACGUUGACGAUGAUGAUGAAGAAUAUGAGGAGGAGGAGGAAGAUGAAUAGAAAUUGUGAAUGUUUAAUUGUUGUGAAUUGUCAGAUUGUGAAGCCAUAUGGCAGACCAGUAUACUUCGAAAGUACAUACUUCAAACAUGACCACUUAAAAUUCAAAACUUCGGGAUCUAAUGGAACACAGAAUCCCUGGAAGUCUGCAGUGAACAGCAGACUACUUGCAUUUAAUAGUAAACAUUUGUACAGUGAAGACUGGACCCCACGGGGAAAAAAGGGAAAGAAAGCGUCUGGAGUCGCUUAAAACCUUCAAACAUUGAAAGUUGUGAGGCUAUGAUCAAAAGUGAAAAUUACCAAAUACGAGUAUAAGGAGCGAAAUGGACUCCAAAUAAUGCACUUGACAAGUGAUUCAAAACAUGUUUUACCUCAAGUGCAGUGUUGCUUACAUUUUUAUUGGAUCUUGACAUACACAAACUAGUACCAUUAUCAUCUUCCAUUAUUGUCAUUGAUAUUGUCUUGUCAUUUCUCAUUUCAUUUUUCUCCCACCGCCAUUCCACAAGAAUAUGAUACAAGUUUGUAGACAUUUAUUUUAAACCUUUUGCAGUGUUCACCAAAACUAGUUUUUUCGCCCUUGAGUAAUCUUAGUUGAAUGUUUUAACUCCAAUUGCCUUUUUGUUAGUCAAAAGAUUAAUACACAAGAUAGUCAUUCUAAUAGUUUCCUGUUAUUAUAGGGCAACCUACCAUUUUGUACUUUAUUAGAUCUCAGGGAUCUUGUCUCCCAAUAAUCUUCAGUGAAUCUGGAUUUAUUUUUCACAUAUUUGUAAUGGAACCUUUGUAUGCUUCAUUUAAAAACUGAAAACGAGCAAUCUCAACCCCUAAUCAAAUCAACCUUGUAUUUGUGAUUUUAGUCCAUUUGAUUUUUAUGCAACAUUUUUCAGUGACACUUUAUUUUUUAUGUUUAGCAUUCUAGUUUUACAUGUGUAUAUCAUCGAGCAUCUGUUAAUAAACCAUAUUUAAAAUUUUGAAA
Molecule: messenger RNA, 1715 nt
Organism: Mercenaria mercenaria
Lineage: Eukaryota; Metazoa; Mollusca; Bivalvia; Venerida; Veneridae
Product: high mobility group protein B3-like
Exons: 6
Coding region: 143-745 (200 amino acids)
Source: RefSeq, a predicted model, not a curated record